Messenger RNA from Camellia sinensis, 1215 nucleotides. The record is from RefSeq and is a predicted model, not a curated record. NCBI's taxonomy places the organism in Eukaryota, Viridiplantae, Streptophyta, Magnoliopsida, Ericales, Theaceae.
AUGAACGGAUCAACAGAUAAUACAGGCUGGCUUAGUGAUGAGCCAGAUGUUGAUGGGGGGUCUCAACCGAAGCAGGAACAAUUGGGAAUAGGAAUGUCUGCAACGGCCGGAACGGUCGACAACAAGGGGAAGUUGCCGGAGAGCACCGGUACUAAGAAUUCUGCUCAAGAAUUGGGUAGCUUGUGUACAGCUGAUACAGAAUUGGAGGCCGCGCUAAAGCGGUUCGAGCAGAAAAGAACUGAGACUGAUCAGAAGGCUAGAAAAGCCAAAGGCCCCACGGGGAUUGAUUGUGUUGUGAACACAAGAAUAAUUGUGGUAGAACUGGACAAUUGCUUAAACAAAAAACAUGGCUUCUUCUUAGUCAUAAACCAUGGAGUUAGCAAAGAGCUUAUCAGUGAAGCUCAGAAGAACAUGGACUUGUUUUUUGAUAUGCCAUUGAAAGAGAAACAGAGAGCUCAAAGAAAAGUUGGGGAAUAUCAUGGGUAUGCUAGUAGCUUUACUGGUAGGUACUCUUCCAGGCUUCCAUGGAAAGAAACUCUUUCUUUUAGAUAUUGCGAUGACGGUGGAUCAUCAAACGUGGUUGGAGAGUACUUGGUUGGCACAAUGGGUGAAGAUUUUAGACAAUUUGGAAGGAUAUACCAAGAUUAUUGUGAAGCAAUGAACAUUCUUUCACUUAGGAUCAUGGAGCUAUUGGGGAUGAGCCUAGGAGUGGGCCCAACCUAUUUAAGAGAAUUCUUUGAAGGAAAUGAGUCAAUAAUGAGACUAAACAACUACCCCCCUUGUCUUAGAGCUCAUGAUACUCUUGGAACUGGUCCCCAUCGUGAUCCAAACUCGCUCACUAUCCUUCAUCAAGACAAUGUUGGUGGGCUUCAAGUGUUUGUUGAUCAACAAUGGCACUCCAUUCUUCCCAAUUCACAAGCUUUUGUUGUCAACAUUGGAGACACAUUCAUGGCUCUAUCAAAUGGAAUUUACAAGAGUUGCUUGCAUAGAGCAGUGGUAAACAAACAAGUUCCAAGGAAGUCUCUGACCUUCUUUUUGUCUCCGAACAUGGACAAAGUGGUGAGUCCACCUAAUGGAUUGGUCAAUAGUCAUAAUCCAAGGAUAUAUCCAGACUUCACUUGGCCAACUCUUCUUGAAUUCACUCAGAAGCAUUACAGAGUUGACAUAGAUACCAUUGAUGUCUUCUCAAAUUGGCUUCAAUGCAAAACCAACUGA